Molecule: messenger RNA, 3315 nt
Organism: Pteronotus mesoamericanus
Lineage: Eukaryota; Metazoa; Chordata; Mammalia; Chiroptera; Mormoopidae
Gene: MLIP
Product: muscular LMNA interacting protein
Exons: 14
Coding region: 70-3018 (982 amino acids)
Source: RefSeq, a predicted model, not a curated record
CGUCAGAUCAUUUUCUAGACAGAAUCUGAAUCUCUCUUUUUCUGUUCCUCUCUCUCCCUCUCUUUCAACAUGGAAUUUGAAAAACAUGAAAAAGGAAGCUUAUUAAAUGAGAAUUUAGAGGAGAAACUGACGGUCUCUUCUGGUGAUUCUGAAGCCAAACCUUUGAUCUUCACAUUUGUCCCCACUGUCAGAAGAUUACCAACCCACUCUCAGUUGGCUGACAUCUCUAAAUUCCUUGUUAAAAUUCCUGAGGAACCAAGUGAUAAGAUUCCAGAAACUGUAAAUAGGUCAAAUUUCAAUGAGUACUUGACAUUGAAUGCUGGGAGCCAACAGGAGAGAGACCCUGGCACAUUGACUCAUCCUUCAGAGGUCAGCGGAAAGAUUUCACAAGGAAGGGAAUUUAAAGCAAACGAGCCUCAAGGAAUGCAGCAAAGUGGCCUCUUCAAAGCUGAAUAUGUCUUUAUUGUGGACUCUGAAGGGGAAGAUGAAGCCACAAGCAGAAAAGUUGAACAAACUCCCCCAGUGGGGAUGGGCACCACAGCGACUCGGCCCAAGUCUCUAGCUAUCUCCUCCAGUCUGGUCUCUGAUGUGGUACGUCCUAAAACACAGGCCACAAAUCUCCAGGCCCCAUCACAUCCUGAAAUGCCCCACAGGAUGGCUUCUCAGCAAAAGCAUGGGCAGUUAACUUCUUCUUCCACUACCUCUGAGCAGCUUGCCUGUAAACCACCUGCUCUCUCCUUUGUUUCUCCAACUAAUCAGAAAACACCACUUGACCCAGUUAACCUCGACGGAGCCUCUGUCUUGGAGGAGUUCCACAGUAGGAGGCUGAAUGCCAGUGGGGCCUUGGUGGAAGAAACAGCUACGUAUUUCCAAACUUCCGCUCACUCUUCACCCUUUUUUGCAUCGAAAGGCACCUCCUCGAUGUUAGAGUUGCCCCAUUCCACUCAGUUAUCAGGUUCCAAUUUAUCCAGUCCCAGUGAAGCAGAUCAAAAACCUGGACUGACAUCAGAAACUCUGAGGAAGACGACGUUAGCCGCGCAUGUCCUUAGCCCCAGAGAAAGUCUGAGAACCUCUCCUUCACAAACCUCUGAUGCUUCUCUGAAGUCGAAUUCAGCCUCAUACAUACCAGUCCGAAUUAUCAUGCAUUCACUCUCCCCAAGUCCAAAACCAUUUACCUCCUCUUUCUAUGGCUCUUCUUCCACUAUCUGUAGCCCAGUGUCAUCUACUGGAAAUCUCUCAAAGUCAGGGCUGAAAUCCUCAGUGCCCUCCCGGCUUUCUCUUCUCACUGCCAUCCUCAAGUCAAACCCUUCUCAUCAGAGACCCUUUUCCCCUGCAUCCUGUCCCACAUUCUCUCUCAAUUCCCUGGCUUCAUCCACACUCACACUUGAUCAUAAAGAAAAGCAAACCCCAUCCACACCUAAAAAAUCUCUCUCAAGUUGCUCCCUGAGAGCCUGGUCUCCUGAGCAAACAGAACACCAGGUGUCUGACAUUAGCCAACAAUCCUUUCACUCACCUUUUUUCACUCAGUUUGCUCCCCUUUCUCAGGCAGCCUCUGUCUCUGCCGCAAAACACACGAGUAGCAGCCCUGCUUCUUUGAAUGUAGAGAAAACACCAUCACCCACUUCUUUGAAGAGCAACCCAACCCUCUCCCUGCUACAAACAAAUACAUUGAGUCCUCUAGGUCUUCCUCCUGUUUCUCCUAGCUUUUCUCCUUUUUCUUGGGAGAGCAAAAGGGAUGCUGACCUCAGGGGUCUGGAAAAGCGCAGGAAUAUUUACACAUACCCUUCCGAAUCAGCAUCCUUUACAUUAUCUUCUGCAUUUCCCAGUAACCAGAGAGCCACAUUGUCCUCUCCAGAGAAAUGCUUCCAUCCUUCCCCAGCCCUUUCAAACCUGAUCCACAGAUCCCAGAGAGCAUUACCACAGCUUUCGGGCCAAGGGCAGAAUCCUCCAGCUGCUCCUUCGCCUCCUGUCUCCAGUGCUAGUUCUGCUUCUCACCCCAAAUUGGGGUCCUCCUCUCUCCCCUAUACUAAUCUUCCCACCCAGACACUCCAGCUCAGUCCUUCAGCACUACACUCAAAUUGCGGCAGUGGUAACUUGCCUUCAAGACUUGGGAAAUCUGAAAGCGCAAUAUCCGACCACAGGUCAUCUGUUUCAACCCCGUCACCUCCCAUCUCUCUAAUGAGAACCAAGGAGCUGAUUUCACCUUGUGCAUUGUCCACUUCAGCAGACUCUGAGAAUAAGAAACCCAAGCAAUACAAGACCAAGUCAAGUUACAAGGCUUUUGCAGCAAUCCCUACAAACAUAUUCCUUUUGGAACAGAAGGCACUAGAUGAACCAGCCAAGACUGAAAGUAUCUCCAAGGACAACACAUUAGACCUACCUCUGGAGUUUUGUUUCCCUGCACAGCUCAGGCAGCAAACUGAAGAGCUCUGUGCUACCAUUGAUAAGGUCUUACAGGAUUCCUUGUCUAUGCAUUCUUCUGAUUCUCCUUCCAGUACCCUACAGACAUUGUUGGGUUCUAACGCUAUCAAAAAGCCUACAACUCUUCCAAGAGCAGCUGGUCGAGAAACCAAAUAUGCAAACCUCUCCUCACCAUCCUCUACAGUAUCUGAGAGUCAGCUGACUAAACCUGGAGUAAUUCGCCCAGUACCUGUAAAAUCGAAAAUAUUACUGAAAAAAGAGGAGGAAGUCUAUGAACCCAACCCUUUCAGUAAAUAUCUGGAAGAUAACAAUGACUUUUUUUCUGAGCAGGAUCUGACAGCCCCUCACAAGCCUGCUUCUCUCCAUCCUUUAUAUCAGACUAAACUCUACCCUCCUGCUAAGUCCCUGCUGCAUCCACAGGCCCUCUCACAUGCCGACUGUCUUACCCCAGGACCCUUCAGUCAUUUGUCCUCCUUCUCACUGUCUGAUGAACAGGAAAAUUCCCACACCCUGUUUAGUCACAACGCAUAUAAUAAGCUGAGUCAUCCAAUGGUGGCUAUUCCUGAACAUGAAACUCUUGAUUCCAAAGAGCAAUGAAGUUGGAGCAGAAGCUAAAACCCAGGCUGCGCUAAAGAGUUUUAGAAUGCUGGUGCUAAUCAUUUACUAGAUUUAACUUUUACUCUUUCAGUAUUAAUGUUCCCUUUAGCAAUACAGCAGUGGAACUAAAAAAAGUUUCUUGUAAGCAUAUAACAUUUCAGUACUCAAUAAUAUGCAGAUUUACUUACAGCUUCUUGCAUCACUAUUAGUCUUUAAUGCCUUCUAUUAAGCUGACAGCAAUACUAAGGUGCCCCUGUAUUUAGAAGUAAAAUAAAGACUUGUGGGUCAAUAGAACAA